AUGGCGUCCCACGCAACACAUGGAGCUGGAUUCACUGUGGAGGCCACGAAGAAAGGGGCCCUGCCGAUCAAAGUGGAAUCGCGGGCGAAGGGGAAGAAGGUGACCAUCAUCUCAGGUGUGCGUGGCAAUGCGCAGUUAUUGUGCUCGACUCUCAGCACCCUUCUUGGGAUUGGUGGCACCGUUCACAACGAAGCCGGACAGCAAGUCAUCCAAGUCCAAGGUAGUCAGGCUGACCCCGUUGCAGAAGCACUGGGUAAAUUGAAUUGCUUGAAAGGCGUGAAAGUCGAUCAGCCGAAGAAGCCAGCGAAACAAGCUGAGGUUGCCACACGACACUGUGGCUAUGACAAGUUUCUUCGACAAGACAAGCCCGACCUGGCGAAACUCCUGCAGGGUGAAGCAUAUGCGCCACAAUGCCCACCGGGCGCGGAGUGCUUCCGGUGGCAUGGCUAUUGGGUGUACUGCCGUGGCUGCUGUGAACAGAUCGAUCACGAUGACGUCUGGGAGGAGAGCGCAGCUUGGUACGAUCCAUGUGACUACGAUCUGCCCAGUCACCAGCCUUCUCAGCCAUCUUGGCUCCCCCGCACAUGUGGGAGUCGAUCUGAGCUGGAUGUCCGCUUGCGGAAGUUGGGCAUGCUGGCGGAGGUGGGCGAGGCGGCGGUGACAUGGGGCUUGCGCCUACUGGGACCUGCCGGCAGCACCUUAGCGGAGUACCGCCGCAAGGCCAUUGCGCCGGGCGCAUGGCUAAUCCAGGCUGAGACGAAGGGCAAGAGGGCACGGUCCGCCAGGAACGAGGGGGGUGCGAUGAAGCCGAAGGACGCGACGGAAGCGCGGCAGCGGAUUCGGGCGAUGCCCAAGCUGAAGUCGCCACCCAAGCUGGGGAGUUUCAGCUGCCCUGUCUGUCACAACAACUUCGGCCUCUACAAGACCUUAAAGCAACACAUGCUGCUCUCCCACAACACCACGCCGCCUCCGAAGCUCUCGAUGGUGGAAGCUGCCACCGCAGCCGCUGUGCAACGCCCGAGUGGCCCUAGCGCAACACGGACUUGGCCGAGGCGACCUGUACAGGUUGCAGUACCAAAGAAAAAGGUGAAGGAGGACAAGUACGAAGAAGCCUUUGACGAUUGGGAGCCGUUCGAAGACACACCAGGCACCAUGGCCAUGGUUGCUGCUGAUUGGAUGCUGCCACAGCUGGAGACCGGUGAGGUCGAGCGAGAAGCGGAGUGGUUCUUCGAAGACACACAAGGCACCGUGGCCACAGUUGCUGCUGAUUGGAUGCUGCCACAGCUGGAGACCCGUGAGGUCGAGGAAGCGGAGUUGUACGAAGAUUGCCCAAUUUGCCAAGAGAGGAUCAAGCUGAAGGACUUGCCCUCGCACGUGGAAGCAUGCUUGGCCAAUCCGUUGGCCACGGAGUCCUGGAAAGCCUGCCCCCUCUGCCAGGAGAAGUUCCAUCCCGAUGCCAUCGAUGCGCAUGUGCAAGCUUGCCUGGAACGAGACGAGAACGAGAGCGACGUCGAGGAGUCCGAAGCGGAGGAGGAACUGCUCUGGUUUUCUUCAUUCUCAGCUAUCUUAGUAAUGUCCCGCAUGAGUUCCUCUCAGGCGGAGGACAGCGAUGGUUUCUACGGUCAUCAGAUCGACCCCAGCAUGCUCGAGAGCUACCCAGUCUUGACAGUGGACCGUGGCUUUGUGCCGCAGGGGCCUGAUCAGCUGAAAGUGAUGGAAGGUGACCUUUUUCUGCGCAUGUGGGAGCAACCCAAGGAGGAAGGCGGAUAUUGGGCUUGGGGCAUUCUGGUGAAGCAGGAGUUCAACGGGCUCGCCUAUGUGGCUCUCCAAGAUGGUUAUGUGCCUCUCUCUCAUCUCAAUGGCUCAGAGCCAAGCCCCCCCGAGCAGGAGUCUCCUGAGGAGCCCAAGAUCACCCGACGCUGGGGAAGGAGGUCACCUCCAGAUUCCAACAUCCUGACAGCACGAUACUCUUCUUUGCCAGUGCGCCCCAUACGCACCAUGGGGGGCUUGCUGGGGGAUGAGUUCCUCACAAGCUGCGAUAUGCUUGGACGCUCUUUUCCAAGCGAUUUGGAGGAACUUCUCGGAACACCCAAAGCCAGCCAGAACCAACCAUCUCAAACAGAACGCUCGUUCCAGAAAUCGCCACAUGUUGCCUUUCACUUUGGGAUUUCCCAUGGCAUGCGCGUCCUGGAGCUUGUCCUGCCCCUGGCGAGCUGGGCCCUGGACCCUCGUGAGCCGCCGGCGGCGGCGUUGGCUGCGCUGACAGCAGCUGUAGGGAACGACACACAGAACGAUGCCCUGAGACAUCGCUUUGAGGAGGUACUGCGGUACCAUUGGCGCAGCAAACACUUUCUGGACAUUCAGGCAGAGCUUCCGCCGAAGCUGGACUGGUCGACUCAACCUUCGCCCUGGCGCUCCUUCCUCGGCGCACCUGCUGUGCGGCUUCCCUUAGAGCUUCGCACGUCCGAGGGAGCGCUGCCUGUUCCAUUGUCACUGGCCUCCCUAGGGAGUUUCCUGCGGUUAGGCGCAGGGUUGUCAGCUUGGAAGAGCUAUGACGGAGUGCACGCGUGGGCGCUCCGCAUGGCGCCCUCCUCGGGAAACCUGCAGACCACUGAGCUCCAUUUGCUUCUGCCUGCGCUGGAGGGUCUUGCAGAGGUGCCUGCGGCGUACCACUACCAACCCGAGCAGCACUCCCUUGAGCUACGGCGGCAGGCUUUGCAGGAGUUGGUGGAGGGCGGCUUUCUGGUGGUCUUGAGCAGCGUGUGCGUGCGCGAGGCAUGGAAAUACGGAGAGCGUGCCUUGCGCUCCUGUCACUUAAACCUGGGGCACCAGCUGGCUGCCUUGGGUGCCUCCUGCGAGCUUCAUGGAUGGACGCUGGAAGAAGGCCCUUCAGUCUUGGCCAUUCACGAGCUCCUCCAAAGCUUCGUGGAUUUGCCCGACGAGUCUCCGGAGCUUUGUCUCCGCGUGCGCGCGCCGGGCGCCGGGCCGGGCGCUGGGCCGGGUGCCGGGCCGCUGGAGCUGCAAGUGGAGGAGGUCAUGGCCAGCUAUCAGCAGGUGCAGAGUAUUGGAGAGCCCACGCCGCUGGGUCCCGCCGCCGCGCGACGCUGGGAGGCGAUGGAUGCAGCACAAGAGGCCCUGAAACUGCACCGCGCUGAGGUGGACGGAGAGCAGAGCGAGGCACAGCCCCGCUCCUCCGACGUUUGUUUGCGGCGCUUUCCCGACCUCCGCCGCGCCGUCCUCGCGCGCCGCUCUGCGCUGCGCUUCGCCGGCGACGAGGCGCUGGGCAAGGCGGCCUUCGCGCGUGUGCUGGCUGCAGCCUGCGAGUGCAGCGUGGAGCCACGGGUGGUGAGAACUGGCCGAAGGAUGAAAGUCCACUUGCUGAUGAUGAUACAUCGUGUAGAAGGCUUCGAGCCCGGGCUCUAUUUGCUGGUGCGUGGCCAGCUGGAUGACUUCUCCGACAUUUCAGGAGAGAAAGUCGACCUUCCCUUGGGUAGCUGCCAGCUAUGGCGUAUGGCUCGUGCGGAUGUCCGCCACGCUGCGCAAAUCAGCGCAUGUGGGCAGGAGGUCGCAAGUGAGGGCGUAUUUGCAGCAGCAGCGCUGGGAAACUUCCACGGUUGGACACAUCCCAGGAACUAUGCGGAGCUCCUGUGGCAGGCCGGUGCUUUGGGUCAUGUGCUCUACCUCGCGGCCGAAGCCGAAGGCUUCGGUGCCACCGGCCUGGGGUGCUUCAUGGGUGACAUGACGCUGGCGUUGGUUCGGGAACCCUGGAGCAUGGAUUCCAAGGCCUACAGCCAUGCGCAGAGCUAUGACGUCCAAGAAGCAAAGUAUCAGGUGCUGUACCACUUUGCCGUGGGCAAACCAUCUCUGGAUCCGCGUCUCUUGAGCUUUGAUGCUUACCAACACCUGCAGGAUGACUUCCACUACGAAGCGCUGCAAGGAGGGAUGGGCCGCAUCGUUCAAAAAUGUACUGACUCUUCGCGCGGAAGCGCGGCGCAUGGCGCUUGUGCUGGGCUUGGGCAUGAUGCCCUGGAGGCCCCAAGGAUUGGUGCCGUGCAGAUGGCACAUGCGUCGCGCCUCCAUCCCAGCAGCUUUCAGGAGCUGCCAGGAACCGCAGGGCCAGAACUACCUGGAAUGGGACCUGGACUGCCUGGAAUGGGGCCCGGACUACCAGGAAUGCCAGGCAUGGCCGGGGACGACAACCCGAAGCCAGACCUGGACUGUAAAUGCUUUCGGUACCAGAAGGAGACUCUGGAAGAUGUUAACAAACUGCAGCACAAUGUGAACUUCAUCCGAAAGUUGUUCGAGCCGAGUGACAUCACGCAAGAGAUGCUGGAUGGAGCGAAGGAGAAGAUCGUGAAGAAGAAGGAGAUGGGCGACGAUGAGGCACAGUCGAUUGAGACGGAGAGCUUUUGGUAUGCCAAGUUUCCGAAAGAGAUCGCCCAAGUGGCCAAGAGCGGCUUGAAGGUCAAGAUCAAGAGAGGAGAGGAAGAGAUGAAUGCCUGUUUGAAGUCCUACCCCGACGACAUCUCGCAGCGCAACAGUUUGGGCAAGAAAACGCGCGCACUCUGGGAGCUUUGCCCCCCACCUGGAAAGAAGAAAGUGCCUGAUGAGGACCCUUUGCCCUGUGGUGGUCGAGAGAAGCUUCGCGACCCAAAGUACAAGUGGAAACCCGGAGAUGUGAUGGAGUUCCUAGGCAGCUGCCGCAGUUCGCUCGCGAUGAGACAUCCAAAGAUGACAGACCAUGAUGAGGAUGAUGAUGAACGCUUCCAACUGGCUGUCAGAGACAUGACCAAAGCGCACCGGAAGAAGCUGGCCGAAGAGGCGGCCAAAGAGGCCGCAGCCAAGGCCGAAGAGGCGGCCAAAGAGGCUGCUCAAUGA
This is a messenger RNA of Durusdinium trenchii, 4878 nucleotides long. NCBI's taxonomy places the organism in Eukaryota, Dinophyceae, Suessiales, Symbiodiniaceae. The record is from the annotation of a GenBank genome assembly.